Andrographis paniculata is the source of this 3143-nucleotide messenger RNA. Its product is annotated as protein FAR1-RELATED SEQUENCE 5-like. Bases 245 to 2692 code for a protein of 815 amino acids. Gene Ontology annotation, molecular function: zinc ion binding. NCBI's taxonomy places the organism in Eukaryota, Viridiplantae, Streptophyta, Magnoliopsida, Lamiales, Acanthaceae. The transcript has 4 exons. The record is from RefSeq and is a predicted model, not a curated record. Gene Ontology annotation, biological process: regulation of DNA-templated transcription.
CUUUUCCCUAAUUGCCGCAGAGACGAGAAAAAAACCUACCCUCGAUUCGACUUCGGCGAUAAGGGUUUCCAUCUUCAUCGAGUGUCAACGCCGCCCGGUCGCGGGCCCAGUCGUCGAUCGGGACGCCACCAAAAUCGUCGCCGCGGUAUGAGUCGUUGCGAUCUUGGAUCCCGAUUUUGCAGAAUGUGACGUGGCUAUUCGGUCCGUCAGUCUUUGAGUUUGUCUGCUGUGUUAAUCGGAAGUUAUGGAUUCUACAUCUGGGAACGGGAGUCGUGAAGACGUUGUUUCUGUGGAUAUGAAUGUUGAUCUUGCUCAUACGGAGUUGGGCAACGGAGCUGGUGAAGUUGAUGCGGGGAAGGUCUCAUCUAUAAUCCGUCAGUUGGAGUCUAGAUUGGCAGUAGGCCAAGUGGUGGCUGAUAUAGAAGAGGCGUAUUCGUUGUACAAAACUUAUGCAUUGGCUAAAGGUUUUAGUGUGAGGAAAUCAAAGAAUCGGUACUUUGAGAAGACGCAAGAAGUCCGGCUGAAGGUCUUCUUGUGCAACAAAGAAGGGGAGAAGCAUAGUAAACCUAAGAAAGGGAACCGUGUGAAGUCAGAUUUUAAAACAGGGUGUAAAGCUAGGCUUGAAAUUUCGCGAGAGAGGAAUAGUGAGUGGAAGGUGAAGCAAUUUCACGUUGAUCACAACCAUGAAUUGGCCCUUCCCGAUGAGACUCACUUGUUAAAAUCAGCUCGCGAUAUGACAGUGGGUGUUGUUGGAGUCUUGGAGAACAUGUUCAGUUUUGGAAAAGGCUCCUCUGAUGCAUUGAGUUAUGUAGAAGAAGAGUGUGGUGAAGAAGAUAGUAGGGGUUUAAAUGUCAAGGAUGCAUAUAACCUGAUAAAUGUUAUAAAGAGAUCAAAGAUUGACAGUACGGAUUGUAGAGGAUUGUUUCAGCAUUUCCAGAAUAGGGCUAGCCAGAAUGAUUGUUUCUUUUGGGAUGCAGAAUUCAAUGAACUUGGUUUGAUGAAGAAUUUUUUUUGGAGGGAUAAUAGAUGUGGUGUUGAUUAUGACUAUUUUGGCGAUGUAGUUUCUUUUGAUGCCACCUACAGAAUCAACAAAUAUAACUUGAUUUGUGCGCCAUUUGUUGGGAUCAACCAUCAUGGGCAAAAUGUGAUGUUUGGGUGUGCCUUUCUGUCGGAUGAAACUGUUAUGACGUUUGAGUGGUUGUUCAAGACUUUCGCAAGAGCUAUGGGAAAUAAGCAUCCCCAAACAAUCUUCACAAAUCCCUGCCAAACUAUGUCAAUGGCCAUCGAGAAUGCGUUUCCCAAUACAUGCCAUCGAUUUUGCCAAUGGCAUAUAAAAAAGGACGCACCCUCCCAUCUUGGAAGCCUUAACAACAAUGCAAAGUUUAAAAGUUUGUUCAAGAAAUGCUUGGAUGGUUGUGAAUCAGAAGCAGAUUUCGAGGCAACUUGGAACGAAAUGAUCAGCAAUCAUGGUUGCCAUAACAACAAGUGGUUGAAUGAUAUGUAUGAAGUACGCCAAAAAUGGUCCACUGCUUACUAUGGCAAUGAGUUCAAUGCUGGGCUUAAGUCUACCUGUCGUAGCGAAAGUGGAAAUCAUGUCUUGAAAGAGAUUAGUGAUAAGGCCACUUCUUUGUACAACUUUGUGAUUGCUUUCGAGGAACUUGUGGCACGUUGGCGUGCAAAAGAGAAAAAUGAGGAUUUCAAUUGCAAACAAGGGAAGCUCACGCGUGUUGUAAAGCAUAGCCCAUUGCUGAACCAUGCUGGGAAUGUUUACACGAAUGCAUUUUACAAGAAAUUUGAACAAGAGCUAAUGAAUGGCACGAUGGCCAACUCAAGGGUGAGUAAAUUUUCAUGUGGCGGCACGUCAUAUAUGUAUGAAGUGAUUUCUCAUGAAACCGAACAAGUUAGAAGUUUGGUUUUUGAUACAGCUACCAUGGAUGUGAAAUGCAGUUGCAAAAAAUUUGAGGCUACCGGCAUCCUUUGUUCGCAUGCUUUGUUAGUGUUCACAACUGAAAAUGUGCAUAAAAUUCCCGAGAGAUAUAUUGUUAGUCGGUGGACCACGAAUGUGAAGAAUAAGAUAGAGCACAGCGAUCCGCGGACUGGAAAUGAUUCCGAGGUGGUUUAUUCCAAUCAGAUCAUGAGAUUCACUCAUGAUUUAAUCAUGAGAAGUAAGUCGCAUUUGGAGACGAGGGAAAUUCUGGCAAGAUGCUUAGAGGAUGCAGCUUCCAAAAUAGACAGCUUUUUUGUUAGACUGAACUCAGAAACUAAUUCAUCUAGACACACAGGAAUGAAUAAUGCAGUAAGCAUCAUGGAAGCUAUCGGAAUAAAUAGCGACACAGGUGGUGUCGAUGCUCCCGUUGAGUCAAGAAGGGUUUCAAAUGCAGCGCUGAGCCUGUGUGAGAUAAGUAACAAAAGAAAGCCUCCACAGACCGGCGAAUCUUCGGUUUACAAUGCAGGGAAAUUGAAAAAGAAUCCUCGAGAUAAAUUUCAACCUUGCCCGCCGCAAAUGUCAAAUCCCGGUCUUUCACAGUCAGUUAUGCCCAGAGCUUGUGAACAACCUACCUAUCCAACGCAGGCAACGCCGAUAAUGCUUCAUUCGAUUCAUACAGAAAUCAAUGCCCCGUCACAAAUGUUUUAUGCAUUGCCCACCGGGAAUAAUGGCAUGCAUGCCCAGGGGGCGACGAGGGAUUCUUGAACACCUGGGAGUUUGCUGUACGCCAUUUCAAUAUAAGCCGUUCAAUGAAAUGCUCAUUUCUUUUCAAGUGAAGAGCAUAUUUGAAUACUUUUAGGCUGUCUGUCCUCAGUCACUUUGGAAAGGACUCGCUGUAAAUUUUAUGAUUGUCAAGAGUAAGAUUGUCGAUCAAUACUGGUAGCCCUUUUAUGCUCUUUUUUUUUUUUUGGUUGGCAAUUCAAGACUCCUUUGCCAUUUGAAUUUGUGUAGCUCUCAACUUGCCAUGCCUUCACCUGUCGUUGUGUUGUCCGUGUACUGUGCUGUGUUAUUAAAAUGAACUCAGAACUACUUCCUACAUGCUCGAAACCCCUGCUGGUCUUGUUAUUUACAUUUGCCUGUGCUGUGUUUUUCGCUGGUUGGGUAUGUAUGAAUUUAUACAAGUCGAUGAUAUUUCAGCAUCGAUCAUCUUCUCUUA